ACAGGGUUUUAUUGGUGAUUCCCCUUGCCACUUUAUUGUUAAGCCAAUGGGUUUUUGGUUUUAGUUUUGUCUUGCCGUCACCUACUCAACAUGGCAUCUUAUUGGCUGGUUUGCGUAGCUUGCUUACGAGGGAGGAUGUUUCAUUAGAAUCGUCCCAGUGAACAAGCACCAAACCAGCGUGCGUGAGUGCAGAGUUGGAUGGUGAGCCGUGCAUUGCAUGACGUGCAAUUUUGUGCUGUUCCUACCAGGUACAUUGUUAAAGAUAUUAUAUUGUAUAUUGUAAUUGUAUUAUUAUGGUAACUACAUGGCCCAGUGAACAAGCACCAAACCAGCGGUACAUUGUUAAAGAAUAAAUCUCCAUGACGGGUGCUACAUGUUGGAAUUCGUGUCGAGGAUUGAUUGUACACAACGCAAGAAGAGUACUGUUACAGUGGUGCCGUGACCGUUCUUCUGGAUCGGAUCAUCCUUCGCUGGAUUUCCAUCUCAGAACUUCGCCGUGGUUGCCGUUGAAGAGCCAGAUAAGACGUUGCUGGUGCAGUAUAGUGCGAUAUCGCAUUUCGCCACAAGAGGGCGCCAUCAACGUUUUAUUAUCGAAAUUGAUGAUUUCUCUGGCUGAGACACUUCACAGAUAAACGAUAUAACUUUUGUGUUACUUGUUUAUUUGAAAUUCUAAUGUAUAUCUGAUAUGAGUAGGGUGAGUUUUACCUGUGUACUAGAUAUAGGUUAGAUUUUGACGUGAGGUUAAAGAAAGAAAUAUAUAUAUGCAUUUUUUUUGCUAGUUACAUUUUUAUUAGUGUGUUGAUUUCCCAUUGUUAAAAUGGAAGGUGUUGGGAGAGGUAGGGGUUUCCUGUCAUUUAAUCUGUCACCAUCUGUUGGUAGGGGUUCAGGCAAAAUUCCAGUUGCUUCUACACCUAUGCCUAAACUGGAGGGUUUUGGGAGUUUUGAUGAUAGUGUACCCAUGGAAACGCCCAAGGAUGUGUAUGACAGAGUUUUGCCAAAUACAGGGAGUGGGGAGGUCUCCAUGGAUUUCAUAGCAGACAUAGUACAGCAGAUUGGUCAUUCCAUUGGGGAGAACAUUGCCUCCUGUUUGGAGUCAAAGGCAAUUGUUGGACAUGUUGGGGACAAUGUUAUGGGGAAUGCAUGCAGCUCUAGGGGUUUGGAUGUGUCAGGCCUGAACCUGGUAUUGAAGUCUGAUAUCAGGGAACCAGUGUACUUUCGGGGGGAUGGCUCUGAAAAGUGCACAGUGCAUGAGUGGGAGGAUAUGGUCAUGGUUUACAUGCGUAAGAGGGGCGUAUCUGUGAUGGACCAAGCUGUUGAGGUUAUGGGUAGGCUUAUGGGAAGGGCCCGUGAUGUUGUUAAAGUGGGCAUACGCAGCAAUCCCUCCGUUGAUUUAUCUAAAGGCCCGAGUCCCAUCUUUGACAUACUGAAACAACAUUUUAGUGACACUGCUUUUUCAAGCAUGCCCCUCGCUGACUUUUAUGCCACAUUACCUCUGACUGAUGAACAACCAUUUGAAUAUUGGCUCAGACUGAACAGGGCUAUGGAGGUUGCUGAAGAUUGUCUAAAGAGACAGAAAAAAAGGGUUGAAGACCCAUCUCGUGAGCUCACAGUCAUGUUCAUCAGACAUUGCCCUAACGCUGAACUGUCCCUUAUCUUUAAGUGCAAGCCAUUACAGCAGUGGACUGCUGCAGAUGUUCAUGAGAGGCUGGAUGAAUACAGGAGGGAGCAGAGGUACUCUCACUUAUCUAAGGUGAUCCCAGCCAUCACAACAAUGAAGCAGGAAGUUGGUGCUGUCAUGCCGAUCACCAUGCCUGCUGUGAGGCCCAUCAUGGAAGUACCCAAUACGUUGCCUUACCCAGCCCAGACUAUUCAGGGCUCAGCUGAGCCGAUGGAACGUAUCCUUGCAAUGCUGGAGCGUGUGCUGGAGCAGAGACCACAACAGUCUGACCAUAGGUUCCAGAAAGGGAAUAGGAGCAAAGUGAAGUCUAAUGGGCCAUGUAACGUGUGCGGGGAUGCUGGACAUGAUACUUACUUUCACUGCAGGGCCAAUCACCUCUGCUUUCUUUGUCAUGUAGCUGGCCACGCACGCUCUCAGUGCCCCAAGGCCGCAGCUCUGAGCACAGCUGGUGGAGUCCCUACAGUAACCACUGCUCAGCUUCCGGGAAAACUAGUAGGCCUGCAUGUAGAAGGGGAGAGUGUUGGGCCUUUUGUAGAGUCCCCAUCGGUGAGAGCUGUUGAUUUGGAGUCUGUAUAUAAAAGUGUUUGUGACGAAAUGGAGACUGAGAAGAGUAUCAUAAUGCAGAACACACAGAGGCUUUCUGCACAUGAUGAUUUAUUUUAUGCCAAGGUGUUAAUAGGAGGAGAAGUAGAAGUGAGAGCUAUGCUUGACAGUGGAUCCAUGGCUUGUACCUUGAGCUCUAGGGUCUUACCUGAACUGUUGCGUGCAGGAGUGUUGAAAAGUCCAUCAUUGAGUCCUACAGAGGUAGUCUUGGUUGGUUGUGGUGGGUUGAAGACGAGGCCUUUGGGAGUAUGUGAGCUGGAGAUGGAGGUGUACGGAUGUAGAGUUGCCGUGCCUACACUGGUGGUUGAAGGCCAGAGUGAUGACCUCAUCUUGGGCAGCAAUCUCCUAAAGCACUUGAUUCGCCACCUGAAGACGGAUGGAGAUCUCUGGAAGAGGGUUUAUACUCCUGUGUGUGACGGGGGUGAGGAGAGCAAGCUAAUCAAUAUGAUGGCUAAUGUGGAGAGAUGGAGAGACAGUGAAGUACCUGACAAAGUUGGAACUGUGAGACUAAAAGGGGCGGUGACUCUAGAGCCUAUGCAGGAGCACUUAGUCUGGGGCAGACUACGAAACACUCAGAAUCUAUCAGCGGGCAGUGCUGUUCUCAUUGAGCCCAGCAGUUCAAGGUCAACACCAAGGUCAAUACUGGUAGGGAGGACAGUAGCUCUAUUGCGGGGGGAUGGGUGGCUCCCUGUUAGAGUGAUAAACCCUUCUCAGAAGACAGUGACUUUGAGACGAAACGCCACUCUAGCCGAUGUCUUUCCUUGCAUGGCUCUAGAGGACUUUGACUGUUCGUGUGUGAAUGAUGAUUCAUCAGCAGCUUUGCAGCAGCAAGUGCAGAGAACGGCUGAUAUACUCACUGACUGCCAAGAUGACUUGACACUGACUGAUGACGGUUCCAGCCAACUUCACGAUACUGACGGACCUGACAGUUCAAGCGAGCCUGAGGUCUUACGUGACUUAGGUUUGACUGAUAUUGAUGUCAACUCCUGUCAAGCGUCUCCUGCUGGUAAGAAGAAACUCAUCCAGCUCAUAGCUGAGUACCAGUCUAUUUUUUCCAGGCACAAGUUGGAUUGUGGAAAAGCUUCCGGAUGUCUUCACCGCAUUCAACUGAGUGAUGAGAAACCCUUUCGGAUGCCCUACCGACGCCUUUCACCAAAUCAUUAUGAGAAACUCAAACAAGCAUUGAAUGAGAUGGAAGAACGUGAAAUCAUAAGGAAGUCUAGUAGUGAGUUCGCCUCUCCCCUUGUCCUUGUAUGGAAGAAGUCUGGAGACCUGAGACUCUGUACUGAUUUUCGUUUGCUCAAUGCUCGCACCAUCAAAGACGCCCACCCACUCCCUCACCAGGCUGACGCACUGGCUGCUUUAGGUGGAAAUGCCUUUUUCUCGACAAUGGACCUUACCUCUGGCUACUACAAUGUGGAAGUGCAUGAGGAUGACCGGAGAUUCACAGCUUUUACGUCGCCAUUUGGCUUGUACGAAUACAAUCGUAUGCCACAGGGGUUAUGUAAUAGUCCUGCAACCUUUAUGAGGAUGAUGCUAAACAUCUUUGGAGAUCAGAACUUUCUUAGCCUGCUGUGUUACCUUGACGAUGUCUUGGUCUAUGCGCCCACUGAAGAUCUGGCUUUACAGCGCCUGGAAAUGGUUUUUGAGCGUCUCAAGGCUCACAACCUGAAGUUGGCGCCAAAAAAGUGUAACUUUCUGCAGAGGUCUGUGAAGUUUCUGGGGCAUAUCAUUAGUGCGGAUGGUGUAGCUACAGACCCUGAGAAGGUGAGGGCCAUUACAGGAGUAACAGAAGCUGAUCUAAUGGAAGAUGGCACUGACAUUCCAUCUCAGAAGAAAUUGAGGUCAUUCCUUGGGAUGGUGGUGUAUUAUCAACAGUUCAUUGAAGGUUGCUCGACCAUUGCAAAGCCUCUCUUUGGAUUGACUACUGGACACAAGGCUCCACGCUGGAAAAAGAAGCGACGCUCACCUGUCAGGAAGUUGACGGCUGCCGACUGGACAACAGAAUGCAGACAGGCCUUAUUCCAGCUAAAGCAAGCCUUACUGGACCAGGUUUUGUUGGCCCACCCCAACUUCGAAAAACCCUUUCUACUCUCGGUGGAUGCGUCCAGCAAUGGCUUAGGUGCUGUGCUGUCCCAGGUGCAGGAACAGGGAGCUACAGCGAGACCUAUAGCCUUCGCGAGCAAGUCCCUCAGUUAUGCGCAGUCGAGGUAUCCUGCACACAGGCUCGAGUUCUUUGCCAUGAAAUGGGCUAUCUGUGACAAGUUCCAGCACUGGCUACGGGGACAGCAGUUCACGGUAUGGACAGAUAAUAAUCCCUUGACAUACAUUCUGACCAAAGCAAAGCUUGAUGCUUGUGAACAGAGAUGGGUCGCCAAGCUGGCACCGUACGAGUUUGACAUCAAGUACAUCCCUGGAAAAAUAAAUGUUGUUGCAGAUGCUUUGAGCAGAGAGCCCUUCGUACGACCCAGUGCACUCCAUCGCCUGACAAGGGUCCCGUACGAGACCUUACUAGCUGAAGCCGACGCUGUGCGCACAGACAGAGUGCAAGAUGUGUUUCGCUGGUCCAGCCACCCCUUUGACAAAGCCUCUGACUCCAACGAAGUGGUCAUUAGCUGUCAGGCUACUGUUGACCCAUCUGGUGCUUUAUCAAGACAUGAAGUUGCAGCUGUUCUUCAUUCACACAGGUGCUGGGGGGAUGAAGUGGGCUCACAUGCACUGCUGUUGCCACAGCUUCCACAGGCUGUUAUGCCAUCAGAGCAGACCGAUGUCGAUGUUCUGCCACACGACCGACUGAUGAGUAAGCAGCGUGAUGACAACGUGAUCAGCAGAGUGAUCUUCUUUGUGGAGAGGGGGAGAAGACCAUCCCGGAGAGAGCGUUCCCAUGAGACUGUUGAGGUUUUGUGUCUUCUCAGAAGUUGGGACAAGUUGACCAUGAAGAUGGGUGUACUGUAUCGUGUUUCAAGGAAUGUGGUUACAAAGAGGAAAACGUAUCUGUAUGUGGUUCCAGCCUCCAUGAAAGCAAUGGUGUUGAAGGGUGUCCAUGAUGAAGCUGGUCACCAGGGCCAACAGAGAACAGUCUACCUGACAAGACAGAGGUUCUUCUGGCAUGGCCUGGAGAGGGAGGUAAAAGCAUAUGUGAAGUGCUGCAGGAGAUGCGUCGUGAGCAAGACUCCUGAACCGGAAGCGAGAGCUCCUCUUGAGAGCAUAAUAACAACUGAGCCUCUUGAACUAGUGUGCAUAGACUUCUGGUCUGCAGAAGAUUCUUCAAACAAGUCCUUGGAUGUGCUCGUUGUUACUGACCACUUUACCAAAUUGGCUCAUGCCUUCUUGUGUCCGAACCAGUCUGCUAAGUCAGUAGCUCAUCAGUUGUGGAACAACUAUUUCUGUGUCUACGGGAUGCCUCGCCGUAUACAUUCAGACCAGGGAGCCAACUUCGAGAGCGCUUUAAUAGCCGAACUGUUGAGUGUUGCAGGUGUUCAGAAGUCUCACACCACGCCGUACCAUCCGAUGGGGAACGGGUCCUGCGAAAGGAUGAAUAGGACGUUGGGAAACAUGAUCCGGGCCCUGCCAACGAGAGCAAAGCACAGAUGGCCUCAGGCGCUGAAGUCCCUCACGUUUGCGUACAAUUGUACAAUCCACGAGACCACAGGCUUUGCCCCUUUCCUGCUAAUGUUUGGGAGGACGCCAAGACUGCCUGUUGACAUAGUCUUUGGCUCUGUCAUAGAGAACCCAGAAGUUGUCGACUAUGACCAGUUUGUUCAGUCUUUGAGGAGAGAUCUGAAAGAAGCCAUGAAUACAGCACAGGCAUCUGCAGCGAAGCAGUUGAAGAGGCAUGCUGACCUUUAUGACAGAAGAGUCAGAGGAGCACCAGUGGAGAUUGGUGAUCGAGUGUUGCUGGCUAACAAGGUGGAGCGGGGAAAGCGGAAGCUCGCUGACCGUUGGGAGGAUACUGUCUACCUUGUCACUGGGUUGAAUGCUGACAGCCACACUUUUAAGAUUCAGAACAGCUCCACUGGACGGGAGAAGACGGUACAUCGCAACCUGAUAAUGCCAGUCAACUUCCUUCCUCUUCCCCAUGCUGCCGUUGAUGAGGGAACAGACAUGUCUGGUUUAACAGAGUCUGAGGGCAUGAAUGACAGCCUUAUGGUCUCAGCUGCCAUGGACACUGCAGUGGAUGAUGAUGCUGAGUACAGAACGAGAGUGUGGGUGUCAGAAUUGCCUUCUGAAGGAACAGGUGACACAAGCCUGGAGGGUGAUGUGCGAUCCUUGGAUGCUCAGGAUAUUCCACCUUUGGAUUCUGUGGAAGAUAUACUGCAGCUGGAAGUUCUGCCUCGGUCAGAGAGUCUUCAAGAAUCUGACCGAGACCGUAACAGUGUAGUGAGUGAGCUAAUUGACCAGUCUAUUUACGAUAUCCGUACUGACCUACCAAACUCGGACCAUUCCUUACCUGAUCAGUUACAGACGGACUGUGUUGACAGUCCCACUAUUGCAACAGUACACAACACUGUUACCUCUUAUGCAGUUGAAGGUAGUCAGGGUCGUAUUAGGUCAAGGGCAGGAAGACUAUUUAAACCAGUGUCAAGACUGAUUGAGAUUAUGAAUCAGCAGACAGUUAGCUCUUGAAGGUUUAAUAUGUGAAUAGAGGGUCAAUGGUAUUGGCAUCUUUUAUUUGUUUUGCUUUUACAUCAUUGUGACCAUGAUUAGAGGUUGCAAGAUGGUAAUGUGACGGAUAUGAUCAACUCUCUUAUGGUAGUUUAUUUUAUUACUUGGAUGUUUUAAAGUCACUGAGUGUACUUAACAUGUAACAGGCAUGUUUACCUAUGAGGGCUAAGGGGAUUGAUCAACCGCUUUUCACUCUAAUUCUCAAGGAGAAUAGUCUAAUGACUGGAAUAUUUAGUGACUGAUUUAAAGCAGGGUCUGCAUCCUUGAUAUACACAGCUUUACCUUUUAGUUUCUCUAUUAGGUAGUAUAAAAAUAUAUCAAUUUUUUUUUUUUUCUCUGAGUUAUUCUGUACAUAUGUUGAGUGUCUCUGUAUCUGGUAUGUUUGCACAGUGCCGUUUUGUAUUUUUUUAUUAUUUUUCUUUGCAAGUGGAAUUCAGUAGGGGGGAGUGUAACAGGGUUUUAUUGGUGAUUCCCCUUGCCACUUUAUUGUUAAGCCAAUGGGUUUUUGGUUUUAGUUUUGUCUUGCCGUCACCUACUCAACAUGGCAUCUUAUUGGCUGGUUUGCGUAGCUUGCUUACGAGGGAGGAUGUUUCAUUAGAAUCGUCCCAGUGAACAAGCACCAAACCAGCGGUAAGUUGUUGGUUGCAAAGCACUGUACAUCAAAAGUGAUUUUUAUACUCCCAAGUGAUGAUUUAAGUGUACAAUUUAUAUACAUUUGUUUGUAAAUGUUAUUCGAACAUCACACAUAAGAUGCAAUGUUUUUUGGAGAAUAUUGGUUGUGCAUUUUGGUUGUAAAGAAUUCCCGCCAGUACUAGCUAGCAACUUACUGUGUCUGGUGGGGGGGGUUCAUAUAUUUUGUACAGUGCGUGAGUGCAGAGUUGGAUGGUGAGCCGUGCAUUGCAUGACGUGCAAUUUUGUGCUGUUCCUACCAGGUACAUUGUUAAAGAUAUUAUAUUGUAUAUUGUAAUUGUAUUAUUAUGGUAACUACAUGGCCCAGUGAACAAGCACCAAA
Salvelinus fontinalis (brook trout) is the source of this 7958-nucleotide messenger RNA. RefSeq lists its product as uncharacterized. Gene Ontology annotation, molecular function: nucleic acid binding. Gene Ontology annotation, biological process: DNA integration. The record is from RefSeq and is a predicted model, not a curated record. Lineage: Eukaryota; Metazoa; Chordata; Actinopteri; Salmoniformes; Salmonidae. Bases 818 to 6907 code for a protein of 2029 amino acids. The transcript has 2 exons.